CUAACCUUCUUUCUUCUCUCGUCCUCACACCCCAUAUCUCUUCUCCUCUUCACCGCACCCCUCGUCCUCACAUAGUUGCCCCCUUCUGAUCUGUGUUCCUCUCCGGUUUAAUGGAUGCUAAAGCCACCUCUACUCAACUGGGAGAUGCAGUGGAGGUGAAGUCGCCACUUGAGUACUCCGACCGCCACCAAUCUGAACCACAUCUUUCAGAUCCGAAAAGUGUGAAGUCCAUUCGAAUUUCGGAUCUGGAAAAAAAGCCUUGGGUAAACCCAGUAAUCGUUCGGUUCAGUGAUUGUUCCACUAAAACAGAUCCUUAUUGGCGGUUGAGGAAAAAGCACGGCUCCAACCUGGUCAGUGACACGUUCGAAGGGCUGGAUGGCUUGGAGGACUCAGGGGAUGAGGCAACCUCCAGAUAUUUUGAGGGUGAGGAGCCAUAUGGGGUUGGUGAUUCCGCUGCCGAACUGUUUGCUGACACUCCUCCUUAUACUCCAAAGGGUUAAUUAUAUGGGCAGUAUUCUCUGUCUCUGUACUAUCUUUAUUUUUUUGAGUAAUUGUAUGUUUGUUGGCUAAGGUGUAUGAUGUGAAAACUAAGGAUGAAUUGGGGGUACUGAUUAUGAAAUUGUUGCUUUUGAAAUAUGAUGACUCAAUCUAUUUUGUUUGAUUGAGGCUGAAAACAUGUGUUGCCUAGUGCUUAUGUGCUAUUCUGUAUGCCCAAACUGUGUCUGUGCAUUGUAAAUGUG
Cuscuta epithymum is the source of this 740-nucleotide messenger RNA. Lineage: Eukaryota; Viridiplantae; Streptophyta; Magnoliopsida; Solanales; Convolvulaceae. The record is from the annotation of a GenBank genome assembly.